CAGAACUCCAGCCUGGGACAGUGAUUGACCAAUCAGGGGGUCGGAAGAGACCCCGGAUGGACCUAGCCAGCUCCCUGCCCUUCUCCCUGCUCCUGCUACUGCUGCCGCUGUCUCCAUGCUUAGGAGCCACUCCUCAAAGUAUACAUGUGAAGAUGCCUGCAGUGGUCCAUGGCCUCCUGGGGAAAGAUGUACAACUCCCUUGUCACCUGGUGCCUAAGGGAGUGGAAGUCCAGGUGUCCCAGGUGACAUGGCUACGCCAAAACCAGACAAGUGGCACCAUGAGCAUAGCUGUCUACCACCCAACCCAUGGUGUUGGUUUCCCCAGCACAGGGCCUGGUGUGGAGCGCCUGGCAUUUGUCUCCCAAAGCCAGGAUCCAGGCUCAGAGUUCCACAAUGCCACCCUACUCAUUCGGGACCUGAGGGGUGAAGAUGAAGCCAAUUAUACCUGCGAAUUUGCCACCUUCCCUGGAGGGAAUGGCAAGGGCACCACAUUGCUUAGAGUGCUAGCUGAACCUAAGAGCCACGCAGAGUCCUAUGAGGUGGCCUCAGGCCCCGAUCCCGUGACCAUGGCCAGCUGUGUCUCCAGUGGGGGCCGCCCACCCGCUCGCAUCUCCUGGUCUUUUCCGCUGGCUGGACAGAGCCAUGAGACCAGGACCGCAGAGCCAGGGUCUGACACCUUCACCGUCACCAGUCACCUAACCCAGGUUCCGAUGGCCCGAGCCAAUGGGGAGAAGGCCAUCUGUAAGGUGGAGCACGAGACCCUCAGGGAGCCUGCCCUGCUCUCCGUCACCUUGGCCGUGAGAUACUGCCCCGAGGUCUCCAUCUCAAGCCACGAUGAUGACUGGUAUGUUGGACGAACAGAAGCGUCCUUGAACUGCGAUGCCCAAAGCAACCCUGAGCCCACAUCCUAUAACUGGAGCACGAUCUCUGGCUCUCUCCCUUCAACAGCUGUAUCCCAAGGCGCCAUGCUCAUCUUCCACCCUGUGGACUGGUCAGUCAAUACCACGUUCAUCUGCCAAGUCACUAACGCUCUGGGCACAGGAUGGGCCAAUCGAACCAUCCAUGUCAAAGAGACGUCAUCCGCCAAGGAAUCCUCAGCAGCUUCAUUGUCCACAGGACAAGUGGUGGCCAUUGUGGUAGGAGUGAUCUCGGUCCUCUCCAUCCUGGGGGUUUUCCUGUGGAAAAGAAAGUCCCUGUGUCCAGGCCACCAGGACCGUUCAGCUACCCAGGAAAUCUCCUAUACCUCAGUGGCCUGCACUACCAGUUCACCCCAGACUAACCCAAUAGAGAAUGGCAGAUGACCUCAGUCAAAAUGGCCAGCAGAAUUCCUGGCUUCCUUCAAAAGUUCAAAGAAUCAUAGAAUCUGAGAGAUUCUAGGGGCCUCGGCAGCCACUUAGUCCAGUCCUUAUAUGAAGGGAAUUCCCACUAUGACAUCCCUGAAUAUGGGUUGCUCCAUAUCUGCUAAAAGAAUGCCACAAACUCAUGUGCCACUUUCUACGGAAAGUCUUCCCUGCUUUAAAAGACUGUCUGCACUUUGAUCCAUCCAUACCACUGCUGGGUUUAUACCCCAAAGAGAUAAUGGGGAAAAGACGUGUACAAGAAUAUUCAUAGCUGCGCUCUUUGUGGUGGCAAAAUAUUGGAAAAUGAGGGGAUGCCCUUCAAUUGGGGACUGACUAAGCAAAUUGUGGUAUAUGUUGGUGAUGUAAUACUAUUGUGCUCAAAGGAAUAAUAAAGUGGAGGAAUUCCAUGUGAACUGGAGAGACCUCCAGGAAGUGAUGCAGUGAGAGGAGAAGAACCAGGUGAACAUUAUACACAGAGAUGGAAACACUGUGGCACAAUAGAAUGUAAUGGACUUCUCUGCUAACAGCAUUGCAAUGACCCAGGACAAUCCAGAGGAUCUUAUGAGAAAGAAGCUAUCCACAUCCAGAGAUAGAACCGUGGGAGCGGAAACACAGAAGAAAAACAACUGCUUGAUCACAUGGUUCGAUGGGGACAUGAUUGGUGAUGUAGACUCCAAAUGAUCACUUUCGUGCAAAUAUUAAUAAUAUGGAAAUAGGUCUUGAUCAAUGACACAUGUAAAACCCAGUGGAAUGGCAUGUUGGCUACUGGAGGGAAAGAGCAUGAAUCAUGUAACCAUGGAAAAUUAUACUAAAUUAAUUAACUAAAUAAAAUUUUUCAAUUUAAAAAAAAGCCUUCCCUGAUACCCCAAGUGGUGGUGUUCUCUCCUUAAAAGAUCCUGUGUUUCCUUAGUAGCCCACAUAUUGUUUACCCAGGAUAGAAUAUAAAUUCCCUGAAGGCGAUGACAAUUCACUCUUGUCUUUGGAUCUCCAGCACCAAGAACAAUGCCUGGCACCCAGUAGGAGCUUAAUAAAUGAUUGGGUUAAAUCGAGUUAUUCAUAUUAACAGAGGAAGACAGUGGCUAUACCAUUCACUGCCAUCCCUCUCCCACCACGACCCUUCCUAAAGUAAACUCCCCACUUCCACCCCUUGGGUGAAUAAAAACCCCUGGGUUUAGAGACAGAAGAUCUACAUCUGAAUUCUAGCUUUACCUAGGUUACUAUAUGUAUGGUCUUUGGACAAGUUGUUUAAGCAC
Molecule: messenger RNA, 2593 nt
Organism: Monodelphis domestica (gray short-tailed opossum)
Lineage: Eukaryota; Metazoa; Chordata; Mammalia; Didelphimorphia; Didelphidae
Source: RefSeq, a predicted model, not a curated record